Messenger RNA from Osmerus eperlanus (European smelt), 1410 nucleotides. It is a transcript of the gene ankrd54, whose product is annotated as ankyrin repeat domain 54. The transcript has 8 exons. Lineage: Eukaryota; Metazoa; Chordata; Actinopteri; Osmeriformes; Osmeridae. Gene Ontology annotation, molecular function: protein binding. The record is from RefSeq and is a predicted model, not a curated record. Bases 166 to 1116 code for a protein of 316 amino acids.
UGUUCUGUGUUGACAUGUAGCCUAGAAGGGGCGGCGAUGGUAACGGAAGAAGUACAACUAGAAUUUGGAGUAUCAAGGCCGUGGAUCAGUAGAAAUGACUUUUGCCGUUUGUUUUGAUCUAGAGAACUAUAGAUAGAGCUCGACUAAUCGUCUCAUCCGGUAGAUAUGGACGGGUGGAGCCCAAUUGUUUCUACAGCCUCGGAUGACGAGCGCUCGAGUUCCGAGGGGGAGUAUAUGGUUGAGACGGGUCCGCGACCGGAGACAGAGGAGAAAGACGUAGAACCAAAGAAAAACGACGAGAGGAUAGACGGAGAUUCCGCUGUCGGAUUUGGACUGUCUGGACUGGGACAGAGCAAUGUGGUGCUCGGUUGUACCGGACAGUCGGCGGAGCAGGAACUCCGGUACCUACACUUGUUGUGGGAACCGAAUAGAGUUGGGUCGGGGGCGGGAGUCGCGAUCAAGCCCGGGAAGGUGACAUCAAGUCAAGCUCGGCGGCACGGGAGAGCCCGGAGGAACGUGGGGCCAAUUGGAAAAGAUAUUUACGCUGUGAAGAGACUGAGAGAAGCAGCAAACGGCAACGACAUCGACACAGUGCGCCGGCUCCUCCAGGAGCAGGUGGAUCCGUGUGCAGCAGAUGAGAAGGGCCGGACCGCUCUGCACUUCUCCUCCUGCAACGGGAACGACACCAUCGUGCAGCUGCUGCUGAGCUCCGGAGCAGAUCCCAACCAGAGAGACGGGCUGGGGAACACACCCCUCCACCUGGCGGCCUGUACCAAUCAUGUGCCUGUCAUCACCACACUGCUAAGAGGAGGUGCGCGUGUGGACGCCCUGGACCGUGCAGGCAGGACCCCUCUGCACCUGGCCCGCUCCAAACUCAGCAUCCUGCAGGAGGGGGAUGCACACAGUGUUCACACCCUGAGAGGAGAGGUUACACAGAUCCUGCAGAUGCUGAGGGAGUACCUGAGUGUGAUGGGUCAGCGUGAGGCCAGGGAGAGACUGGAGCACAUCUCCACUCAGCUGCAGCACACACGCACCAAGGAACAGGUGGAUGAGGUGACGGAGCUGCUUGCCAGCUUCACCUCCCUCAGCCUCAAGCAGAGUCUGGGGGGCCACUAGAGGGGGCUGGGAUUGUGUGUGAGUGGAGAGAGAGAGAGUCAACAUGCACUUAUUGUGCAUUUGAGUGUGUGCGUUGAGAGAGAGUGUGUGUUUAGAGAGAGUGUGUGUGUGCGUGCACACAUGCCGAUCUCCCAACUUUUUAACCAUUUCCUUUCCCUCAAAAUGUAUCUGUGUAUCACUGCCUGUACUGCUGCCAAGCAUGCCAAGGGUACAUUGCCGUCUAAUGUCGACAUUUAAUAACGGUUAUUGUUGAGUACAUUGUUUGCUGAUCAAUAAACGAAGUUUGUAAAUAUC